This is a messenger RNA of Octopus bimaculoides (California two-spot octopus), 1832 nucleotides long. RefSeq names its product aquaporin. Gene Ontology annotation, biological process: water transport; transmembrane transport. The record is from RefSeq and is a predicted model, not a curated record. Gene Ontology annotation, molecular function: water channel activity. NCBI's taxonomy places the organism in Eukaryota, Metazoa, Mollusca, Cephalopoda, Octopoda, Octopodidae. Gene Ontology annotation, cellular component: plasma membrane.
UAGUAGUAACUUAACUGCUACCGUGUCGCACCGUUCGGUUUUAUUUACCAGUCUGCCACUGUGCGUAAAUACACACACACACACAGACACACACACCCACACCCGCGCGCGCGCGCGCAGAAAUUUAAAUUGCUGUUGAUGUAAAGUGUUGAACGAAAUCGACGCAAGCUCUAAAUGCCGCUCCACAUUCUGGUUGGCCGACAACUGGGAAGUGUGAGGUGGGUGUCGUGGCAUGUCAUGUGACCCGCCCCUACUUCACGUCACGUGACACGCAAAACACUAUUGCGAAAGCUGGAUUGUCCUGUGCAAAGUUUUAUUGCAGUUGUCGAAGUGUGGCUGAAGGAAGAUAGUUGUGCCGGUUCGCUCUCCACGGACCACUAAACAGCGUUCCACUUGGUAACUAACUUCACUAGCUCACUGCUUGAUAUACGCACACUCUCACACACACACACAUACACACACAUACACACACAUGUACACACUCAGUGAAAGUUGCUUGAAAAUAAGGAAAAUCUUUCAUUGCAUUUACGAAUAAGUUUCUGAAAAAGAAAAUAAUAUAUUAAAUAACUUCAUUUUCUUUCUUUCAAAAAACGGACGCAAAAUGAAAAUACUGAGAAAAUCUACAUAUUAACGCGUAUUAAUUUCUAAUUUACAUUUUACUUACAAAAAAAAAAAAAAUUACUGAAAACUUUUCCAAAGUGAGAGAAAAUUCCUGUCUGUCUCUCAUUCUGUUUCUGUAUCGCGAACCUAAUAUUUAUUGCAUAAAUAAACCAGUUAACAAACAAAUAUAUUGAUAUAUAUACGAGAACAAGCAUGGAAGCUCUCUAUAUCCAUAUAGCGAAUAAACUUGAUAAUGUGCGGAAAUCUGCGAAGACUUAUGGUUCCAUUCGGGAAGAAAUUCUCAGCUGGGACCUAUGGAGAGCAACAUUUGCCGAAUUUUUAGCUACAUUCCUGUUUGUUUUCGCCGGUUGUGCAUCCGUAUCUAGUCAGCCGACAAAUGUCGUACAGAUUGCGCUAUGUUUUGGUUUGGGAAUUAUGGCGAUGGUCCAGAUGGUGGGACAUAUUUCCGGAGGCCACAUCAACCCAGCAGUCACGAUUGCCAUGGCAAUAGUUUUUAACAUCACUCCUCUACGAGCCCUUUUUUACAUCAUUGCACAAUGUCUUGGAGCAAUUGUUGGGGCAUUCUUCCUGAAAGGUGUUUCUGUUAGUGGAGCGAGCCUCGGAGUUACAACCUUGAAUAAAAUCAAUGCUGGACAAGGGUUCGCCGUCGAACUUUUCCUAACCUUUGUAUUGGUCGCUGUUAUCUUUGCUACAACUGAUCCGAAUCGUACUCACUUUGGCAAUGCUUCCAUCGCAAUUGGUUUGACUGUCACUUUAUCACACUUGGCAGCACUACAUUUAACUGGAUCUAGUAUCAAUCCUGCUCGCUCCCUUGGAUCUGCUGCUGCUGCCAAUUACUGGGCAUAUCAUUGGGUCUACUGGGUCGGUCCUAUUCUUGGCGGGUGUGCAGCUGCUCUUCUGUACAAGUACUUCCUUAACCCCUACAGGAAUAUGCCUUCCAUGGAAGAAACACUACAGAUGGUUACCUCUGACAAGGGAAUGACCUUCAUGGAAACUGCAGAUGGUAAGAAAUCAGACGUGGUGUCUCGCAAUGCUGAUAACACGGAAUCGGCGUCUCUUUAAUUUACGAACUUUUGUGGUUCAUUCCACCCUUCCAAAUUUUCAAUAUUGCAGACGUCUUCUCUCCUUCUUCUCUCUCUUUCCUCUCUCUCUUUAUUCUCUCUCUCUCUCUCUCUCUCUCUCUCUCUCUCUCUCUCUCUCUCUCUCUCUCU